CAGGCAUGGUCACCUGGUUGGGCAAAAGCGAGCCGAGCUUGGGCCUUUAGGGGAAUGGACGCGAGGCCGGCAAACCUGCUGCUUACCUUUGCCCAGGAGAUGAGGUCAUGUUCAUGUGACGGGAAUUAGGCACCUGGAGGAGAGAUGCCCAUUUUGGAGUGGGGAAGUGACAAGGAGAAAUUACACGAGGCAGGCACACGGCCCCUCCCUGGACAGUCCUGGGCAGGCUCACAUGCUUCCCCCCGCCCCCCAUGUCCCCACGGCCGCCCUCACCUGAGCAUGUGGAAUGCAAACAGUCUCGCCAUUUGCCUCCUCUCCCUGCCAGCCUGCUCACAUCGCCACCAGUGUGCAGCCCACGAGCCAUGGUGCACGUGACGUGACAGUUCGGGGCACAUGCACCAGUAACUCUCGUGCCAGGUCACCAGAUGGAAAGCGAAAAAGAAAGAACGGCCAAUGUUCCCUGAAAACCAGCAUGUCAGGGUAUAUCCCUAGUUACCUGGACAAAGACGAGCAGUGUGUCGUGUGUGGGGACAAGGCAACCGGUUAUCACUACCGCUGCAUCACUUGUGAGGGCUGCAAGGGCUUCUUUCGCCGCACAAUCCAGAAGAACCUCCAUCCCACCUACUCCUGCAAGUAUGACAGCUGCUGUGUCAUCGAUAAGAUCACCCGCAACCAGUGCCAGCUGUGCCGCUUUAAGAAGUGCAUCGCCGUGGGCAUGGCCAUGGACUUGGUUCUAGAUGACUCGAAGCGGGUGGCCAAGCGCAAGCUGAUUGAGCAGAACCGGGAGCGGCGGCGGAAGGAGGAGAUGAUCCGAUCACUGCAGCAGCGACCAGAGCCCACUCCGGAAGAGUGGGAUCUGAUCCAUGUUGCCACGGAGGCCCACCGCAGCACAAAUGCCCAGGGCAGCCACUGGAAGCAGAGGCGAAAAUUCCUGCCGGACGACAUUGGCCAGUCACCCAUCGUCUCCAUGCCGGACGGAGACAAGGUGGACCUAGAGGCCUUCAGCGAGUUUACCAAGAUCAUCACCCCGGCCAUCACCCGUGUGGUGGACUUUGCCAAAAAACUGCCCAUGUUCUCCGAGCUGCCUUGCGAAGACCAGAUCAUCCUCCUGAAGGGGUGCUGCAUGGAGAUCAUGUCCCUGCGGGCUGCCGUCCGCUAUGACCCCGAGAGCGACACCCUGACGCUGAGCGGGGAGAUGGCUGUCAAGCGGGAGCAGCUCAAGAAUGGCGGCCUGGGCGUCGUCUCCGACGCCAUCUUUGAAUUGGGCAAGUCACUCUCUGCCUUUAACCUGGACGACACGGAAGUGGCUCUGCUGCAGGCCGUGCUGCUGAUGUCAACAGACCGCUCGGGCCUGCUGUGUGUGGACAAGAUCGAGAAGAGUCAGGAGGCGUACCUGCUGGCGUUCGAGCACUACGUCAACCACCGCAAACACAACAUUCCGCACUUCUGGCCCAAGCUGCUGAUGAAGGAGAGAGAAGUGCAGAGUUCGAUUCUGUACAAGGGGGCAGCGGCAGAAGGCCGGCCGGGCGGGUCACUGGGCGUCCACCCGGAAGGACAGCAGCUUCUCGGAAUGCAUGUUGUUCAGGGUCCGCAGGUCCGGCAGCUUGAGCAGCAGCUUGGUGAAGCGGGAAGUCUCCGAGGGCCGGUUCUUCAGCACCAGAGCCCGAAGAGCCCGCAGCAGCGUCUCCUGGAGCUGCUCCACCGAAGCGGAAUUCUCCGUGCCCGAGCGGUCUGUGGGGAAGACGACAGCAGUGAGACGAGCUCCCUGAGCUCCUCUGACGAGGACCCCGAGGUCUGCCAGGAGCCCCCCGAGGCCUGCCAGGAGCCCCCCGAGGUCUGCCAGGAGCCCCCCAAGGUCUGCCAGGAGGAUGCAGCGGGCAAUGCAGCCUCUCCCUGAAGCCCCUCAGAGGGCCCAGGGGAAGGAGGAGGAGGGAAGCACAAGUCCUCCCCCCAGAGCAGGAGGUGCCCGAGAGCUGGGAGCAUGGGCUCAGCAGGGCUGGGCACCUCCCAGCCCACAAGGCCGCUCUCCUUCCCUAAACAGGCCAAACCUACCCAGGCUCCCUUGCUUUUUGCUCGGUAGUUCCCUCUGCUUGAAUGCCACCCCCACCCCCACCCCUGCCUGGCAAUAGCUCACUUGUCCUUUGAGGCCCCACUCCAGUGUCACCUCCUUCCCCAGCUCCCCAGGCAGAAAUAGUUGUGCGUGCUUCCUAAGCCCUUGGUUCAUGCUUCUACUGUGACACUUAUUUCACUGUUUUAUAAUUAGUCGGGCAUGAGUCUGUCUCCCAAGCUAGACUGUGUCUGAAUCAUGUCUGUAUCGCCAGUGCCCGGUGCAGGGCCUGGCAUAGAGUAGGUACUCCAUAAAAGGUGUGUUCAAUUGAA
Messenger RNA from Myotis brandtii (Brandt's bat), 2379 nucleotides. It is a transcript of the gene THRA, whose product is annotated as thyroid hormone receptor, alpha. Gene Ontology annotation, biological process: negative regulation of transcription by RNA polymerase II; thyroid hormone receptor signaling pathway; retinoic acid receptor signaling pathway. The transcript has 9 exons. NCBI's taxonomy places the organism in Eukaryota, Metazoa, Chordata, Mammalia, Chiroptera, Vespertilionidae. Bases 287 to 1897 code for a protein of 536 amino acids. The record is from RefSeq and is a predicted model, not a curated record. Gene Ontology annotation, molecular function: nuclear receptor activity; zinc ion binding; RNA polymerase II cis-regulatory region sequence-specific DNA binding.